CCUUCCGACUGACGCACACCCGGAAGUAGUUCUCCACGAUAUAGCGGAUGUAGUUGUAAAGUUCCGGUCUCUGUCGUAUCGGCCGCUGGGGAAGAUGACGAAGGGAACAUCGUCAUUCGGUAAACGCCGGAACAAGACGCACACCCUGUGCCGUCGCUGUGGAUCUAAGGCAUACCAUCUGCAGAAGUCCACCUGUGGAAAGUGUGGUUACCCAGCUAAGCGCAAGAGAAAGUAUAACUGGAGCGCUAAGGCCAAGAGACGCAACACCACUGGCACCGGUCGUAUGAGGCAUCUCAAGGUUGUCUACCGUCGGUUCAGAAAUGGGUUCCGUGAGGGCACAACACCAAAACCCAAAAGAGCUGCAGUUGCUGCUUCCAGCUCAUCUUAAGAUCUGAUGUUUGUUAAAAUAAAUGUGGUUAAAAAUCAA
Molecule: messenger RNA, 427 nt
Organism: Spea bombifrons (plains spadefoot toad)
Lineage: Eukaryota; Metazoa; Chordata; Amphibia; Anura; Pelobatidae
Gene: RPL37
Product: ribosomal protein L37
Exons: 4
Coding region: 95-388 (97 amino acids)
Biological process (GO): translation
Cellular component (GO): ribosome; cytosolic large ribosomal subunit
Molecular function (GO): RNA binding; structural constituent of ribosome
Source: RefSeq, a predicted model, not a curated record